AUGAAUAGUCCAUCUCCACCACCAUACGGUGGUACUAAUUCUCGUCGUGCACGUUAUUCUCGUUCACCAGUGGGUGGUAUACCACCAUCAAAACGAUCUAAACCAUCGAACUCAAUUGAUCCUUAUGAUCAUAAUGAGGCUUAUCUACGAGAACGAUCCGAGAGUUACACAUCAAUCUGUGUGAAACGUAUAAAUCCAAAAAUAUCAGAUAUGAGAGUACGGGAGCUUUGUGAAAAAAAGUUUUCGAAAUAUGGUUCACAUUCCGUUAAAAUUUAUCGUAGAAGUAAUGAACGUGUAGCAUUUGUUAAUUUUACUAAUCCUGAUGAUGCAAGAAGAGCACGACAAGCUAAAUCAGAUCUUACCUGGGAAGGGACUCAAGUUUUUCUAGAUCCAGUUUUUUAUCGUAAAACUGUUCCAGCUUCUCGACCAAUUAGUCCAGGAAGUGUUCAUGAACGUUUUACAUCAAAUCAACGUUCCCGUCAUCGAUCACCACAACGUCCAUCAUCACCAUUAAUUACGUCUCGAAGUCAUUCAUAUCGUCAAUCAUCAUCACGACGUCAGCGUUCAAUAUCUGCACCACCGACUCCUCCUCCUCCUCCUCCUCGUUCAUCACGUCGACAUUAUUCACCUUAUAUACCAGUACCACCUGAUUUAAAUGAUUAUACUAGUAAAAAAUCUAGUCGACAACAACAACAACAACGUUCAUCACCAUCACCCGUUCGUCGUCAUCAUAAUAAACAACGGAGUCGAAGUCCAAAUAUUCGUCGAAUAAUAUCAGCACCAACUCAUCGAGUUAAUUCAGAUAAAGAUAUAGUUGUUCAACAAGAACCAUCACGUAUAUUAUUUAUUGAAAAUCUUGAACGAAAUAUAACUGAAUCAACAUUAAAACAACUUUUUAAUCGUUAUGGAUUCAUAGAAGAACUUUAUAUUAUAAAAUCAUCAUCAACAUCAAAACGUGUUUCAGCCGUUAUUAGAUUUGAAAAUAUGGAAAUGGCAUAUCGUGCUCGUCAAGCAAUGGAUGGUCACUUAAUUGGAGAAACCGUAAGCAAGAUUGGCUAUGGUGUGUAA
Molecule: messenger RNA, 1068 nt
Organism: Adineta steineri
Lineage: Eukaryota; Metazoa; Rotifera; Eurotatoria; Adinetida; Adinetidae
Source: the annotation of a GenBank genome assembly